Lutzomyia longipalpis is the source of this 2816-nucleotide messenger RNA. RefSeq names its product protein quick-to-court (gene qtc). The record is from RefSeq and is a predicted model, not a curated record. The annotation marks the transcript as partial. NCBI's taxonomy places the organism in Eukaryota, Metazoa, Arthropoda, Insecta, Diptera, Psychodidae. The transcript has 6 exons.
AUUACAAUCACGGAGUCAAAUAGUGCUGAUGACAAGGAACCCCUGUCCGCAGGGUCAUCCUGCACUCAUCACAACAACAAAAUAUGUGAUGGACAGUGGUCAAACCAAUCUCAGUCUGCACAAGAUGUAAAGGGCAAUAGUACCAGUGCCUCUAAGUGCGACCAUGGUUUGUCACUAAAUCUGAACAAUUUGGAACCAUCCACUUCAACGGGAAAGUCUUGUAAAACACCUCAGACACCAAAGACACUAUCAGCUUGUAACACGCCAAAAACACCUCCAGUUACCCCAGAUUUUUAUUCCAAUGGUGAUUACGAGGACGAACAAGAUUCUGUGUUCAGCUACAGCUCAGGACGUUCAACUAUGUCGUGUGAACAUGCCUAUGUCGCUAGAAAUGGAACAACAUUUAGCGGAAGAAGGAUGAAAUAUGUGGUGCAUUGCUCAAGCUAUGCAGGGGCAACUGGGGAGGAUUAUUUGACGCCCACUCAGCGAGCACAGCGUCAAAUUAAGCGACUUCGCGAAAUGCUGAUGCUUGCAAAAUUAGACCUUGAGCAAAAGGACAGCGAAAUUUUGCGUCUCACAAAGGAAGUAGUGGAACUAAGACUGUUCAAAGCAUCCCUUAGCUCACCAGAAGACCGUUCAAAUUCAAGUGAUGCAGUUACGGUGCGUGAGAACACUGUGAAUGAUUUACAAACGUCCACCGACGUAUCACCGAUUGUGGAUAUGGUGGAUGAUGGAGGAGGGAUAACAAAACUAUGUCCAAGGAAUGAGAUUUUUAAAUCAAAUAUGGCAAAUUCACAAAUGAUUGAAAAACUAUGUCAAUCAGAUAUGCAAAGUUCUUUCGCUGAUUCAGGACACUUUGAAGACAUGACUACAUCGUCUGUACAUUCAAAGGACUCUUUUGUUCAGACACAAGAUCAAGCAAGUGGUACAGACUACACAGAAGAUGAACAUCAGAAAUUAAUUGAAAUGUAUGAGCGUAGAUUUGAAGAACUUAUUUGGCAGCACGACUUAGACAAGCAGGAAAUUAAAAGAUCUCACAAUGAUCAUGUUGAAGCAUUGCUGCGAAAGCUGUCUGAGAGUAAUGCCCGUUUUGUGGAUCUCAUGCCGGAUUAUGAGCAAGCCAAAGAGCGCAUUAAGGAGUUGGAAAGAGAACUUGAUGCUCUGCAGGAGAAAUUGAAUACACAGGAAGAUAAGCAAAAUAAAAUGUACCUUCAUAUGUAUGCAAAGGAGCGUGAAGCUUUGAGAAUUAAUCAUACGGAUCAGGAGUUUCAAACACCGUCCAAUUCGCUGAAUGUACUAGAAUUUACCAGGCAAGCACCGAAGCAUGUCUCAGUUCCGGAGCUUUUACAGCAAUUGCAGGUUACUCAAGACGAAUUAGAAAACAUCAAGGACACAAAUUAUCUUCCUGAGUCUGGCAGUUCGGAAAUCCUAUUAAGUGCUAAAGAAGCGAUUUCAUUGUGGCUCCUUGGCGCAAGAAAGACUAUGUACCGUCGUUUGAUCGAUGCACAACAUUCAAAGAGCAAAGUGGAUCCUGAAGUGACGCUACAAUUUCUUAAAAGUGCAAUUUAUUAUUUUCUCACAGACAAGGAAAAUUCUCAAGGGCACUUAGAUGCAAUUGAAAGUAUUUUGGAUUUCUCUGAACUGGAGAAAUCCAACAUUGAUAAAGCUAGAUCUAGCAAAUAAUUUUUUUUGUUAUUUAAUAUUAUUUUGAAGUUCUAAUUUUAUUAUACAGUGGGACCCCAGUACAACGACCGCUUGGUUAUACUACUCUCGCGCAUUAAAAUUAAUGAGUGUGAAGAGUACAUCCGAGUGGUCGUUGUACUGGGGUCCCACUGUAUUAUAAUAUAAGAUUUAUUUACGUUAUAAGGAGUCGCAACCUCUCACGUUUCCUAUGUUUUAGUUCCUACACAGUUGGAAAGAGAAAUGAAUUGCUUAUUUUCAAUUAACCAUUAUACUAUGAAUUUGCUCAAAUAUUGUAAUAUUUCUCCCGUAUGUAUGUUUUUGUUAAGAUAGUAAGCUCUCAUCUUAUAAGUUACACCUAUAUCUGAUAAUGAGGUCUCGACUCCUUGUAACUGUAAAGCUUUUUGCAGAAAAAUAUUUUAUUCCGUUUUUCGUGAUAUUCUUUUUAUGUAGUCAUAUAAUACUAAUUAUCUAUAUGAUUUAUAAUAAUUGGAGAUGUUAAAUUCUCAGUGGACACAACGUUUAGUUAAGAUUUUGCCAUCUUCUUCAGGCUGUCUGCUAAAGAAUUUCCUCCUACUGAUCACUCAAGUUUUUAAUGUUGUUAUGUAAAAAAAAAACUUAUAAACAUCCUGGUUAAUUAUAUAAAUUUUUCAGAUUCUCAGAGAAUAAUUUUCAUCAGGCUUAUUAUCCAAUCCGCUUUACUGUUUGAAGACCAAAAUUUUGCCUAAACGUUGUGACUAUAACAAGAAGACAUCUCAAUUUUUUUAUUUGACUGUGGUUCUUAAUGACAAAUAUUCAACAAUAUCUAUCUAUGACUUACUGUUAUUAGAAUUAUAAUGAGUAUACAUGAUACUUACAUUAAAAAAAAAAACAAAGCUCCGUUAAUACAGAAAAUAUGUAUAUUUUUUGCAAAAUGAAUUCCGUCGUUAGUGCCUACAAUGCUGUUAACUGCUGUAUGUAACCGUGAGAACAACACUUUAUUUUCAAAGACAUGCAUUUAGAUUAUUUUAAGUUACAAAUUUUAUAUCAUAACAGUACGGUGUAAUGAAAGAAAGCACAACAGUGAAGUUAUACAAUUUAUUUUUUAUUUUACCUGUUAGAAUAUUUGGAUCUCUAAUAAAGUUAUUAAAGUUGAA